CAUAUAUUUUAUUUUUAAAUAUUUGUAUCACCAUCUAUGUUUAUUGUAUAUUAAAAAAAAAAAAAAUUAAAAAAAAUGAAAUUUUAUAACAUUACUUUUGUAACAUUACUCUUCCUCUUAUUAAAUGCAAAUAUAUUUGCAUUAUCACAAAAUGUUUGUGAAUCAUGUGGUUCCCUCGGCCAAGUAUGUGGCUCCGAUGUAACCUGUGGUGAUAAUUUAGUUUGUGCUAAAAACGGUACUGCUUUAGCCGAGUCUCAAACUGCUUACACUUGUCAAAAACCAGUUGGUAAUGAUGGAUCAUGUUUUUCUGAUGAUAAUUGCAAAGUUGGUUUAAUUUGUCAAAAUGGUAAAUGUGCCAAUUUAAGAUUUGCUCAACUUGGCGAUAAAUGUAAAAGCAAUGAAGAAUGUUCAGGUGAUGAAUCAUAUUGCCACAAUGGUGUUUGUGAUAGAGCCAGAAAUGUUUUAAAUUGCAAAUACGAUUACGAUUGUGACUAUGGAAGUUUAUGCGAAAGCGGAAGUUGCAGAAAGGUUGGUCUUUUCAACGAAAAUUGUGAUUCAAGCUCCAGUAGCCCAACCUGUGUAUUUGGUUUAAUUUGUGUCCAAGAUAAAUGCAGAAAUGCAUUCACCCAAGAUAAAGACCAAUCAUGUUCAGAUGAUACCUAUUGUAAAUCUGGCUUAUAUUGCGACGGAGGUCAAUGUAAAACUUACACCCAACCAAGUGCAGGCAAUUGUACAAAAGAUUCAAACUGUGACAAAUACCACGUUUGCAGUUGCGAAGAUGGUUUAUGUUAUCAAAGUGCCCCAUUACCAACCCAAACUUCAGAAUUCACCCAAAAAUAUAUGAAAUGUGCAGUCGAUAACAAAUGCCACUCUUACGUUAGAAAUAUGAUGUCAUCUGGUAGUUGUCUCUCAAAGAACUGUAACUCACUUCUUUGUGACUACAAAAUGGCCACUAUCUAUGAUGGUGCCCAAAAGUGCGGUAACUCAAUCGAAAGAGAAGAUAUCUGUUCACCAAAUUCCUCACCAAAAUUAACUUUUUCAAUUUUAUCAUUUAUUUUAUUAAUUGUAUAUAUUUUAAUAUAAACCACCAUCCAUAUUAUUUAUUUAAAUUUUGUAUAUAUUUCUCUUUAUAAAUCAUAUCAUAUCAUAUAAAAAACAACCAAAUCAUUUAAAAUUAAAACAAAAUAAAACCAUAUAUAUUUUAUUUUUUCAU
This is a messenger RNA of Dictyostelium purpureum, 1213 nucleotides long. RefSeq lists its product as uncharacterized. The coding region runs from base 76 to 1083 and encodes 335 amino acids. The transcript has 3 exons. Lineage: Eukaryota; Evosea; Eumycetozoa; Dictyosteliales; Dictyosteliaceae. The record is from RefSeq and is a predicted model, not a curated record.